Messenger RNA from Loa loa (African eye worm), 4605 nucleotides. Its product is annotated as leucine-rich repeat-containing protein 1. Gene Ontology annotation, biological process: neurotransmitter receptor transport, endosome to postsynaptic membrane; neurotransmitter receptor transport postsynaptic membrane to endosome. The transcript is spliced from 29 exons. The coding region runs from base 106 to 4386 and encodes 1426 amino acids. Lineage: Eukaryota; Metazoa; Nematoda; Chromadorea; Rhabditida; Onchocercidae. Gene Ontology annotation, cellular component: postsynaptic density; adherens junction; postsynaptic membrane. Gene Ontology annotation, molecular function: protein binding. The record is from RefSeq and is a predicted model, not a curated record.
UCAGGGAAGUACAACUCAACUGGCAAAGCGAAGUAGGAAGAGGAUAAUUGGACGCAUACGCCUAUAGUGACAUCCUACCAGUAGCUCUCAAAAGGCAUUUAAAGAAUGCCAUUUUCAUGCUUGCCUUUUUUCGCCUGCAAUAGGCAGGUGGACAUGCUGGAUCGCCGACAGUGUAAUCUCCAGUCGAUACCGCAUGAUAUCGAUCGGAAUGCGCGAACAUUGGAAGAAAUGUAUUUGGACUGUAAUCAUAUCAAAGAUUUGGAUAAGCCAUUAUUUCGAUGUCGAAAAUUGAAAAUUCUAAGCUUAAGCGAAAAUGAGGUUAUUCGUUUGCCUUCCGACAUUGCUCAUCUUACUUAUCUGGAAGAGCUUAAUCUUAAAGGGAACGAUGUCUCUGAUCUUCCGGAAGAAAUAAAAAAUUGCAUUCAGUUGAAGAUUCUUGAUCUCAGCUCGAAUCCAAUUACAAGACUACCACCAACAAUAAGUCAGUUAACAUCGAUGACAAGUCUUGGUUUAAAUGAUAUUUCACUCACUCAAAUGCCUCAUGAUAUUGGUCAGCUGCGGAAUCUGCGAUCUCUAGAAGUCCGCGAAAAUUUAUUGCGAACAGUACCUCCAUCGAUAAGCCAGUUGAAACAGCUACGAAGGCUAGAUCUUGGCCAUAAUGAACUUGAUGAUUUACCAAACGAAAUAAGUAUGUUGGAGAAUUUGGAAGAGUUAUAUGUGGAUCAGAAUGAUUUAGAAGCUCUUCCCGAGUCGAUUGUCCAGUGUCGUUCUUUGGAGCAAUUAGAUGUUUCCGAAAAUAAAUUAAUGUUGUUACCGGAUGAGAUUGGAGAUUUGGAAAAGCUAGAUGAUCUUACCGUUUCUCAGAAUUGCUUACAAGUGCUACCGAGUUCAAUUGGACGUUUGAAAAAACUGUCCAUGUUAAAAGCAGAUCGUAAUGCAAUUACGCAGUUAACGCCAGCAAUUGGUAGCUGUCAUGCAUUAACAGAAAUCUACUUAACUGAGAAUUUGCUCACAGAAAUUCCUAGUUCACUGGGCAAUUUGAAAAGCUUGCGGACACUUAAUUUGGAUAAGAAUCAGUUAAAGGAACUUCCACCUACGAUUGGUGGUUGUACAUCGUUAUCAGUUCUUUCACUUCGUGAUAAUUUAAUAGAGCAACUUCCACUUGAAAUUGGGCGACUUGAAAACCUGCGAGUAUUGGAUGUUUGUAACAAUCGUCUGAAUUAUUUACCGUUUACUGUAAACGUUCUUUUUAAGUUAAGAGCUUUGUGGCUGUCUGAGAAUCAGUCGCAAGCAAUGUUAAAAUUGCAAACGGAGCAGGACCCAAGGACAGGAAUCAAAGUUCUAACAUGUUAUCUCCUGCCACAAAGCAAUUCGCAACUCGUAGAACAAGCUCCACCAAACCGUUCAUUCAUCGGUGGUCCAAAAGUACAUUUUGGUAGUGAUCUGGAAGAAACGCAUGAAGAUGAAGAGAACGAAUUGGGACAGUUUUCGCGACAUGACACUCCCCAUCCAAAGCCGCACUCCCAUGCACCAAAGUUCAAAAAGCAGUCUAUCGAUGGUCAUAUAAUUCUUCAUGAUGAUGACCAGUCCACAAAACCACCAACACUGGCAUUGAAUUCUGGUAGGAAGCGUGGUCCUGAUGAAGGUUCACCUCGUGCACAGUCUCCAAAUGCAUCAGCAACUCAGAUUGCCUCACUUCGAAGUGCAUUGAAACAUCCACCUGUACUGCCAUCAGUUGCUGGUUUUGAUCACAGUAUUGAACGCAUAGUAGAUCGUAGGCAAAAGUUAUCACCAGGUGUUGAAAUAUUGAAUAUAAAAAUUCAUCGUGAUACAAAUGGAGGCCUUGGCUUGUCCAUUGCUGGUGGUUUAGAAUCAACACCUUAUAAGGAUGAUGAUACUGGUUUAUUCGUCUCGAAACUUACUGAUGGUGGUCCGGCAAUGAUUGCUGGACUGCGAGUUGGCGACAAAUUGCUUCGUGUUAAUAAAACAGAUGUAGUUAAUGUGCGUCAUCAGGUAGCAGUAACAUCAAUGCAGGACGCUCGAGAUGUCGUAGAGCUGACGAUUUUGCGUGAUUCGCAUGAAACACCGUCUUCUUAUGUUGCUGCUAGCAGCUUCACUAUAUCUCCAAAUCAGAGUACUGAUAACUCAUUUAUCUCGGAGUCAAUCGAAGCGUCAUCAUCAGUGACGAAGGAGACGAUUUCAACAACGAUUCGCCGAGAUAUAAAUGGUUCGCCGGGGUUCAGUGUUGCAAGUGGUACAGGUGGUGUAAUUGUGAUAUCAUGUAUUGCCUCUGGAGGUGCGGCAGAAAGGAAUGGCAAGUUACGCGUUGGUGAUCGCGUACUUUCGAUAAAUGGCACAAAUAUGAGAGGUGCACGACAUGACCAAGCAGUGGCAUUACUAACUGGACAUAGUGGAAGUGACAUCUAUCUGGUGGUGCAGAGGGAUCGUCCCAAUCAAAAUGUUAUCAUACCUCCUUCACCGAGUUUGUCGUCAAUAAGAACACACACAGUUGAACGGAUAUCGCCACUAAGGAAAUAUGGUUUUGGUGAUCCUUCUUGGGAUGGUAAAACCGAAGAAGUAGAACUUGUGCGUGACAAUCACUCACUGGGUUUAUCUAUUGUUGGUGGCAGUGAUCAUUCUUCGCAUCCGUUCGGUAUCAAAGCGCCUGGCGUAUUUAUUUCAAAAAUAACAUUAAAUUCACCAGCAGGUCGUUCACAGAAGCUGCGUAUUGGGGACAGAAUAUUAUCGGUAAACAGUACUGAUAUCCGUACAGCGAAGCAUCAAACAGCAGUUGAGGCCUUGAAGCAAAGCGAUAGGACAGUACGUUUGUUAGUCAUUCAUGAGCCACAACCACCAGGCUUAAGACAGGUAACAAUUAAGCGAAAUAUUGGCGAAGCACUAGGAUUAAAUAUCUGUGGUGGUAUCGGUAGUCCGCCGGCAAAUCCUCUUGACAAAUCUGAUGAAGGCAUCUUCAUCGAAAAGGUGGAGCAAAAUGGUCCUGCAGCUGCAUCAUCGUUAUCGGUAGGAACUCGUAUUCUGGAGGUUAACGAUGAGUCUCUCUUAGGAUGCUCACAAGAAGAGGCGGCUCGUAUUUUACGUCAAUCUGGCACUAUUGUACGACUACUAGUGUGUGAUGCUUUCUGUGUCCCUUCUACUGCUAUAUCUUCCUCGUUCAUGGGUCAAACUAGUAAUGAUACGCAAGUUGUAUCCGGCGAGCGACAAACUACUAUUUCCAAUACUCUUUUAAACGCUGAUAUUCAGGAAUCAUUAAGCUGUUCCUCGUCACAACCAUCCAAACCAUCUUCAUCACCGGACACUGGAGUUUCCGAGACAAUCAGAACUCUAGCUUCCAUUUCGACUGAUAGUCCUUUGGCUGCUUCUUCUCCAGUUCCACCUAUUUCUUUAUCUUCUGCUGCAGCACCUUCAUCAACUUCGAGUUUACUGCAACCUUUAUCUCCAUUUUCAUCAUCGAAUACAACUACAUUUUCCACGUCAAACCUUCGUACAGCUGCACCUCCUCCGAUUGCCCCAAAGCCGCGAAUCAUUCCAAAUCAGAAUGGUAAUGCAGUGGGUGCAUCUUCACCGCUUACUUCUUUUGAUGAACAAUUUGAAAAACAAAAAGAACGUACAGUUUCGUCAGUGCAGUCCUCAUCUCCAUCCACGUCGUUUUGGUCGUCUACUCCGAAUCCCGAACGGUUGACAUUUUCAUCGAAAUUAGAAAAAUUCGAGCGCGAGAUUGAAAUUAAAAGGCCAGACGCUAACCCUACGACAAAAUCCACCCUUCCUCCUGCAAAAAAACCAUUACUAAAUGACGAUGAAAUUCGAAAAAUGAAAGAAGAAGAAACUAGAAAAGUUGCGAGCGGAUCAGCACAAAUAUGCUUCAGCCCUGCAGAUGAUGAUCUCGAUCGUUCAUUCGAGCAUAUUCUCAAUAAUAGUGCCGUGCCUCGCACAAUGCCAGCUGUAAUACGCACAAAAAAAGCCGAAAAUCGUAUGGCAGCGUGUUCUCCAUCCCCGAUUCUGAGCGGCGAACCAUUAAAUUCAGUUGAACAGCGAGCUAUGGAGCAUCAAAAACGUCAGGAAUGGCGGCAAGCUAGGUUUAAAUCUCUGGAAGCUGACUCCAAAGCAGCGGAAGAAGUAAUGCAACAGGUUGAGCAAAUUAGCAGCAGGUUGGCAAAUAUAACAGAAGAACACAGCAAUUCUUCUUUACCAGUAAAUGAGAAGAUUUUGCAAAAUGAAACGUCAUUUGAAAGAAAUGAGUAUAUCGAUCCAGUCACUGGUGAUACUACUGUUUCACUUGUUGAGAAAAGCAUUACUCAAAGAGAGAUAAGCACACCUUCCACACUGAUCGAUGAUUUGAAUACAGAAAUAGCGAAUAAUUCGAAAUAAAUGUCGUUACUCAAAACUAAUAAUAAAAUAUGAAUUAUGUUAUGGUUGUGCACUACAGUUCGCUAUGAUUCAGGGAGCUAACUGUUGUCUGAUUCAAACCUAUUUUAUGAAUUUACGAUUUUUAUUCACGAUGUUUCAAAUAAUUAACUUUUUUAGUAUCAUUAAAACAUGCUUACCGGCAAUAUGCAAAACUUGUUUGACGAAUUUACAAUACUUCAG